Molecule: messenger RNA, 1459 nt
Organism: Paramecium octaurelia
Lineage: Eukaryota; Ciliophora; Oligohymenophorea; Peniculida; Parameciidae
Source: the annotation of a GenBank genome assembly
AUGUCAACAGAUUUUUCAGUUGAAGACAAAUUGGGAUUGUUAGAAAAUACAAUAGACUAUUUUUGGACGUAAUUUGCAGGGUACAUUCUGUAUAAUAUCGAUUAGGAUUGUGGUUUUGUUGAUGCAACUUGGAUUCGCAUUUUUAGAGGGUGGGUGUGUAAGAUAUAAAAAUAUGCAAUCGAUUAUGAUAAAAGUUUAUCUAAAUACAUGUAUUGCGGUGAUUUGCUGGUGGCUUGUAAAUUGAAUAUUAAUAUAUUAGGUUGGAUAUGGAAUUUGUAUGGGAUCUGGAAAAUUUGCUGGGACAGACUACUAUGCUGGAAGUAAUUUUGCUGGAACUAAGAAUUACUCUCAUUGGGGUACAUUAUUAUAUGCUAUCUAUAAGUUUUGUAAACGUCAGUUGGAGCUGCAGCUAAUAGUAUUGUAUCUGGAGGAGCAGUGGAAAGAAUGUCAAUUAUAGGCUAUUGCUUUUUGAGCGUAGCAUUUUCUUCGUUUAUUUACCCUAUUUGUGCUCAUUGGACUUGGGGUGGAGGUUGGCUUCAAGAUCUAGGCUACAUUGAUUUGGCUGGUAGUGGUACAAUUCACUUUAUGUCUGCAUUGGGAGCAUUGGUGUUGACAGUAAUGUUAGGAGCAAGGAAAAACAGAUGGAAUGAAAAAUAUGCAAAUGAAUUUAAUCCAAGCAAUACAACAUACAUAUGUUUAUCUACUCUCUCACUUUACACAUGUUGGAUAUUUUUCAAUGCUGGAAGUACCACUGCCUUGUCAGGUACAAUGGCUUAUGCUGCAGGAAGAGCUACAACUAAUACAAUCAUAGCAGGAGCUUCAGGAGGGUUAACAUUAAUGGUCUUACACUACUAUAAAAAUAGAAAUGAGAAGAGCAAGUUCAGUUUAGUAAUGAUAUGCAAUGGAAAUUUGGCAGGAUUGGUUGCAGUAACUGGAUCUUGCGAUGGGAUUGAAUUAUGGGCUGCCUUUGUAAUUGGAAUUUUGGGAGGAUUGACAUAUUGGGGAUUUGGAAUCUUAAUGCAUAAAUUUAAAGUUGACGAUCCAGUUGAUGCUUUCCCAAUCCAUGGAGGGUGUGGGCUAAUUGGAGCUCAAUUUCCAGGAUGGUUUAAUACUGAAAAAGGAAUAUUUUAUGGACAUGGAGCUAAGUAAUGGGGAAUUCAACUCCUAGGUACUGUAGUUUGGUUAGGAUGGUCUGUCGUAUUGCAUGCAGUUGUGAUAUUUGUAUUAAAGAUUUUGGGAUUACUCAAUGUGACUCCAGAAGUGGAAGAAAAAGGGUUGGAUUAUGCUCAAUGUGGAGGAGGGGGGUUUGAUUAUUAGUUGUUACCACCUAUCUUAAGUGCCGGUGGUUAUGAAAAUGUCAAGUCUGCCAUAAAUUAGAAGCAAAAUAAUGUCCCAUAAUUUGGAUAAGAUAAUGAUUAAUAACAAGUUCUUUGAAAAACAUUCAAAUUUUGUUAUUAAC